GGCCGGCACGGCCCACGCCUCCGGAGCGGCUCGGUGCGGCGGCGGCACGCUGAGGGGGCGUCGCCGCCGCUGGCCCCCGGCGCCACGGGAGGCCGCGCCCGCCAUGGCGGCCCGGGUGGUGCUGGACGAGUUCACGGCGCCCGCCGAGAAGGCGGCGCUGCUGGAGCGGAGCCGCGGCCGCAUCGAGGCUCUGUUCGGCGUGAGCCUGGCGGUGCUCGGCGCCCUCGGGGCGGAGGAGCCGCUGCCCGCGCGCAUCUGGCUGCAGCUCCGCGGCGCGCAGGAGGCGGUGCACAGCGCCAAGGAGUAUAUCAAAGGGAUCUGUGAGCCUGAACUGGAAGAAAGAGAAUGCUACCCCAAGGCCAUGCACUGCAUUUUUGUAGGGGCACAGAGCCUAUUUUUAAAGAGCCUCAUUCAGGAUACUUGUGCUGACCUCUGCAUUUUAGAUACGGGGCUUCUUGGCAUUAGAGGAAGUGCUGAGGCUGUGGUCAUGGCCAGGAGUCAUAUUCAGCAGUUUGUGAAGCUCUUUGAGAAUAAUGAGAACCUGCCCAGUAGUCAGAGAGAGUCGGAGAUCAAACGGGAAUUCAGACAGUUUGUUGAAGCCCAUGCAGACAAUUAUACAAUGGAUUUGCUGAUUUUGCCUACUUCCUUGAAGAAAGAACUACUGAGUCUCACACGAGGUGAAGAGAAUCUGUUUGAAACAGAAGAUGAUGAAGUCAUUAAAAUUGGAGAGAUGCGGCCACCGGAGUUGACGCAGAAUGCUGCCACAGGACCGAGUAUUGCUAGAGAUGAAGUUGUUUUACAGGAAGAUCCCAGGAGUGAAGCUAGGACCCCUGUUUCUGAGCUUACAAAACAAAUGGACACAGUCUUGUCUAGCUCUCCAGAUGUGCUCUUUGUUCCAGUAAAUGGUCUAAGUCCAGAUGAAGACGCACUUUCCGAAGACAGGGUUUGUCACAAGAGGAGGUCUUCUGAUACAGAAGAAAGGCAUACCAAGAAGCAGUUUUCCUUAGAGAAUGUUCUAGAAGGGGAGCUUUUGCAUGAUGGUAAAGCAUCAGCUGGAAAUGAAGUCAUUGACCUGUGUGAUGCUGCUUCUAACUCUACAAAUCUAAGCCCCGAUGGAAAAGACACUACAGAAGAAAUGGAAUACAACAUCCUUGUAAACUUCUUUAAAACCAUGGGCUAUUCCCAAGAGAUUGUUGAAAAGGUCAUUAGGGAGUACGGGCCUUCUACAGAACCAUUAUUGCUCUUAGAGGAAAUUGAAAAGGAGAACAAAAGGCCCCAAGAAGACAGAGCAUUUCCACCUUGCACUGUGCAUCCAGAUGCCGGGCAGAGCAGAAGUGCGGGUGUUGGGAGCAGCACACAUGAGCUCACAACAGAGUCUACUCCAAAGAAAACACAGAGUCACACAGAGCAAGAUAUAGUGGAAAGAUUUUCCCAGUUACCGUUCAAAGACCCUAAACCGUGUACCUCAAAUUGCAGAAUUAAUUCUUUCAGAACAGUGCCAGUAGGACAGAAACAUGAAAUGUGGGGCUCAAACCAGAACUACACUUGUAAUGUAGACCUUGAGACUGAUGGCCUCUCACCCUCUGCUGCCUCUUCCAGUCCUAAAGAAGUCAGCUUCAUUUCGAGGGGAGCUGCAGGUCACCAACAGAGAAGCCCAGCUUUUCCUGAAAAUGGUCUUCAGCAGCAAGCAGAACCCUUGCUUCCAAAUAAUAUGAAGUCUGCCUGUGAAAAACGUUCUGGCUGUUGUAGCUCUCCUCAGCCUAAGCCAAAUUAUCCCCCGCUUUCCCCACCGAUGCCGCUGCCCCAGCUGUUACCUUCAGUUACUGAUACACGGUUGGCAGGAUCCUCUGAUCAUAUCGAUUCCUCAGUUACGGGUGUUCAAAGAUUUCGAGAUACCCUAAAAAUACCAUACAAGCUGGAGUUAAAAAAUGAACCAGGGAGAGCAGAUUUGAAGCAUAUUGUUAUAGAUGGGAGUAAUGUUGCAAUUACCCAUGGUCUGAAAAAGUUCUUUAGCUGCCGUGGAAUAGCGAUUGCAGUUGAGUAUUUUUGGAAGCUUGGCAACAGAAAUAUCACUGUGUUUGUCCCACAGUGGAGAACAAGGCGAGAUCCUAAUGUCACAGAACAGCACUUCUUAACCCAGCUCCAGGAGCUUGGAAUAUUAUCUUUAACUCCUGCCCGGAUGGUCUUUGGAGAAAGAAUUGCUUCUCAUGAUGACAGGUUCCUACUACACCUAGCGGACAAGACUGGGGGUAUAAUUGUAACAAAUGAUAACUUCAGAGAGUUUGUGACUGAGUCAGUGUCCUGGAGAGAAAUUAUUACAAGGAGACUGCUUCAGUACACGUUCGUGGGGGACAUAUUUAUGGUUCCUGACGACCCUCUGGGGAGAAACGGACCUCGGCUAGAAGAAUUUCUUCGCAAGGAGGGCUUUCUUAGAGACAUGCAGCCACUACUCAAUGCCCUGCCAAAUGUGGACACGUUUGACCCUGGCUUCCGGAGCCCCAACACCCAGGUAGUCAACACCAGCCACCAGCCUCCUUCCCGCAACCAGGGAGCCUCUUCAAGCUCUUGGCUUCCUCAGCAGCCCCACUUCACACCCCUGGCCACCCUUCCCAGUAUACAGCAGAACCUUCUCAUGCCAGCACAGAGAUCUUCUGCGGAGACCAGCGAGCUGAGGGAGGCCCUGCUGAAGAUCUUCCCUGACUCUGAGCAAAAACUGAAGAUCGACCAGAUCCUGAUAGCUCAUCCCUACAUGAAAGACCUGAAUGCCCUUUCUGCCCUCGUAUUGGACUGAAGGCUGGGCUGAGAGCCCACUGAUGCUGGGGGCCAGAGGGAGCUGCCAACUCUGGGAACUACCAUAGUGGGAAGAACCUUCCCAGAGUGAACAUUGCUGUGCUGGAUAGGAAAAGGAGGAAGGAAGAUGUUUUAUGUAUACAAAAAUCUGGAUUUUCAAAGCCAGCUUUUUUCUAUAUAUAAAUUAUGCUGCUAUUACAGAUUUAACAUUUUCUGUAAAGGAAAGUACAUUUUCUGCCUGUUCAGAACUGUUUCAUAGCAGUUACUCUUGAGUGUAUUUACAAUUUUAUGUUUUUUAAACUAUUUUCCUUAAAGCUGAAGAAAAAUUGACAAAUGAAUAUGGUUAGCCUUUCUAAAUAAAAUUAAAAAAGAAAAAAAAAAAAGGAGUUGCUUCCUUAAGGAAAGCAAGACCUCUUAAAGUAUAUUUUCUUGAGGUGAUCUGUCCUGUCCACUCACAUGGUGUGUGCACCCCUGCCUUCCUCCUUGGAGUUGGCCUGCUUUAUUCUUGUGGGUCUUCUCAGCAGGCCACUGUGAGAGUAGAGAAGUGGAGCCACCAGAUGGCACUUGUGCCUGACUGUAAUCAGUGACAAGACAAAGACUCAGAAGAGCAGGGUGAGACAUCUCAGAGUCCAUUCAGCCCCAUCUUCUUCCCCUCCGCUGGACAGAGAAGGGAACUGAGUCCCAGCAUACUCCCUGACUGGCCUAGCUCCUUAAUGCACUCACCAGCCAAGGCCGCCAUGCUCCCACCCUGACUCCAUAGCUACCGUAGCCUCAGAAGGUGAGGUAGGAUUGGAGAUUCUGGUGUGGAAUCCCUUACUGUGGCCAGCAUGAGUCCCCAGCCCACAGGUAUGGGAAAGACCCCAUGUGGAGUUUGUACAGCUUUGCCAAAAAGUUUUCUAUUCUCAAGGAUGACCCAAGCCAAUUAAUAGCAUUAGUAGUUUCAGAAGGGGUCUCAAAGCCCUGCUAGCUCCCUCUUUUGUCUUUCUAGAGGUCUCUCAGCAGCUCUUCCUGAGUCUUUCAGAACCAGUUACUACUCAGUAUUGUCUCUUCUCAAUGUGGCUUGAACUCAGUGUCUGAGAAACCUUUCCUGGUCCUUCUUAGCAUCUUGACUCUGACCUAGACCUUUAAAGGGCUUUGUGUUUUCCAUCCGUGCUGUCUCCCGGCCCUCAUGGUCACCCCGCUGCCCUGUAGAUUGUGUCUUUCUCCUGGUCCCACAAUAGUAACCAAGGACUUGGUGCUGGUUUGUUCUCCAUGGUGCAGGGACUGUGUAGAUCACAGGAUGCUGUCACCAUGUGUGUAUCUUGGUUUCAUUUGAUCCUUGCAUCCCUCAGGAGAUGAACACAGAGCUUUCUAGGUGGCCACACACUUAUACUUCAGUCAUGUUCUCCGGAAUUCGUUGAUGAUACAACCUGCUGGGGAGCUGUGUAUCAUCUGUCACUUGGGGGUUUGAGACCUGCAGCCUGUGUAAGUAGAAAACAAAGACUUUUGGCAAGGUCCAAGGGUAGACCCACCACAGCCCCCCACCCUGUGCCCUAGCUUCGGAGCAUAGCAAAGGUGCCAAGGUGGAGCUGUCCCCAGGGCCUCCUGGUCUACUCAGUCCUGGUCCAGCAUUCCUGGGAACCAGGAGAGCUGGGGUGCUCCGCAGGUGCCUCAUCCUGAUGCUGGCAGGGAGGAGCACGGGCUUUCCUCAGCUCCACAGGCAGUCUGACUUCGAGUUGUGUGAGCCUCUGUGUUCUUAGUAUUGUUUCUGAGAUACCUACCCAUUUCCCCUUCCUCCAUAUAGGAGGGAAGAAGAAGUUGGAGGAAACCGAGAGGCAUUAAUUACUUUGUAGAUUAUAAUGUGAAUAUAAUUCUAGAUUCUUUGUGAAGUCCAUCACAUUUAGGUGUAGCAUUUAAAGCCCAGUUAUCUAGCCACUGAAGGAAGCUCACAACCUGCUUCUCUGCCUCAUCCCAAGCUCUGUUGCGCUAGGUGCUUGUAGAUGCUCAACCUCUAUCCCUCAGUGCCUCCACAGUGAACUUGGGAGUGUCUUGGCGUUCCUCCCUAUGUGGAGUGCCUCUGCCUCCUGUGUAUCCUGACAUUUGGAUGAGGUGGUCAGCGUAGCUGAGGCUGAUAAUUUUGGUCAUUGGUUAAGGUGUCUGAUGCUUACAGAGGUUGAAAGGAUAAGUAGCUAGUGUAGCUGAUGAACUUACAGUCUCUGUACACGUGCAUGCAUGCACGCGUGCAUGUGUGUGUUGCCGUAGCUGUCCUGGUCCAGUGUGGUGGCAGCAUUGUUACUGGGUCUUGCUGUGAGACAGGAUGAAGUUGUGUCUGUAUAGGUUUGUGAAUGUGUAAGAAAAGAGGACUCCACCCCUUCUUGCCACUGCCAAGUACCUAGCCCCUCCCCCGGUAGGAGCAACUGUGCAGACCCUGUGCCCUCUGCACCAGGCUCAGCCAGGGCCUAGCCUGCCUCCCUAUCUCUUCCAGUGCUGCCCCAUGCUCACCUUCUGAGCCAUCUCAGCUGGGUCCGUCAGUUGCACUGGUCACUGGCAUUACCGCCGCCCUCUAGUCCCCACCCAGUACCUUUGAUUCUGAUGAUAAAACACCCUGCAUUUUGUUGGUAAUGCUUCACUCUGCCUUCCCACUUUUCCACUCCCCGGUUUGCAGACUUGGCUUCUGUCCACCACGUGAGAGUGGCCUAGAAAUCACUGGUUGCUGUUUCAUUGCUAAUGUAGUAGCUACAGACAGUGAGGCCAUUGGCCUUGUUUCUUCCGUUUUCCUUCUUCAUUCCUUUCUUCUUGAAGGCCAGUCCUUCAUACAGUUUCUCAACCAGUGGUUCUCAAACUGGGCCACCCUUAGACUCACAGUGGAAAGGGCAGCCCUUGCUAAGGUGCAGGUUACCCAGCAGCACCCUGAGGUGUGGACUCUGCUCUAGAGGAAAGCCCGGGGGCUUGUCACUUCCGCACACCCUGAGUGGCUCCCAGUUGGUGGUCUGGAACUGCAUUUUCAGAAGCUGCGCUUCUAGGAGUCACCACUCUUCCCUAAUGCCACCAUCCGCUGUGGUGACACUCUCCUGUCACUAGCCCUGUGGGAUCUUGACUCUCAGAACCUCGGCCUCCAUUCUGUCAUUUUCUCUCACCUAUCCCUGAGAGGUCCCUUAUAGCCCUCGUGGCCCUUGGCUUGCUACUGCCCACCAACUUCCCACCAUCCCCCAUGACACUGGUCCCUCAUUGGUCCCUCAACACUAGGCCACUUUACAGCUCUCCCCUCUCCCAGACUCCACAGGGCUCCAAGUUCAUCUAGAAGACCAUUUUACGUCAUCCUCUUCCUCUUCAGUCAUCUACAGCUGCGACCAGAACGCCAGUUCCUACCCUCUGAGCCUAGUGUCCAUGGCUCUUGCCCCAUGGCUAUACUUGACUUUAUCCCCUGCCAUGAUGCUCACUCCAGCCACCCAGCUCUGGGUGCCAGUGGGCCCUAUCCAUGCUUAUUUCUCUUUUAGAAAUGCCCUUCUGCCCUACAGCCUCCCUCCUCAAAGGCCCGGCCCUGAGUCGUCUUUGUACUCUGAACAGAAGCAGCCCUGUGGUAUUCUGUGACCCCACAGCACUUGGCGUCUCGCUUCUGGCUCUUGCCACUCUGGCAGGUGUAGCUGCAGCCAACUGUGUACUGUGUCGCCUCCCUCUAGACUGUGAGCUCCUCGCGGGCAGGGACCAUAUGGUCACUCUGUAUUUCUUGUGGCACCUAACAGUGCCUUGCACUUGGUAGGUGCUCAAUAAAUGUCUGUUCAAGUGAA
Messenger RNA from Peromyscus californicus insignis, 6557 nucleotides. RefSeq names its product NEDD4 binding protein 1 (gene N4bp1). Gene Ontology annotation, biological process: negative regulation of proteasomal ubiquitin-dependent protein catabolic process; negative regulation of protein ubiquitination. Gene Ontology annotation, cellular component: PML body; nucleus. The transcript is spliced from 7 exons. The record is from RefSeq and is a predicted model, not a curated record. Gene Ontology annotation, molecular function: RNA binding. Bases 104 to 2791 code for a protein of 895 amino acids. NCBI's taxonomy places the organism in Eukaryota, Metazoa, Chordata, Mammalia, Rodentia, Cricetidae.